Molecule: messenger RNA, 273 nt
Organism: Gongylonema pulchrum
Lineage: Eukaryota; Metazoa; Nematoda; Chromadorea; Rhabditida; Gongylonematidae
Source: the annotation of a GenBank genome assembly
AUGCAUUACGGCGUGCAUUUGCAGCUUGGCUUCGAAUACAAAUGGCUGCCUUACAAAAGUGUUAGAGAUGGCACCGGAGCAUUUAAGCCGGUUCACGUUGGUGAUUGUAUCCCUUGUGUACUGAAAACUUCGAAAGGCUCGGAACUGCUCGGGAAUUUGCAUACGAAAAUGGAGAAGGCAACAGCCGGUUAUUGUGGCAAGGAUGCGGCAGUCACUGGCCCGGCUGUGAAUGAAUUUGAAGUGCUCUGCCGAAACGGGUUCAAAAAGAGCUAA